Planococcus citri (citrus mealybug) is the source of this 2556-nucleotide messenger RNA. Its product is annotated as heat shock 70 kDa protein cognate 5-like. Lineage: Eukaryota; Metazoa; Arthropoda; Insecta; Hemiptera; Pseudococcidae. Gene Ontology annotation, cellular component: cytoplasm; mitochondrion. The transcript is spliced from 8 exons. The coding region runs from base 289 to 1941 and encodes 550 amino acids. Gene Ontology annotation, molecular function: ATP-dependent protein folding chaperone; ATP binding. The record is from RefSeq and is a predicted model, not a curated record.
UUUGAAUUUUACUGUCGUGUCUGUUGUCUUAUCUCUCUUCCAUUCCUUCUUUAACCUGCUUGCUUCAACUCAUUAUUUUGAUACAGACUUGGAUGAUUCUCUCUAUACCUAUACUGUUGAAUGUUCCCCACUCUCCUACACUCACAUACCUUUCUCAGUUUUUCUUCGCCUUAUUCGAUUUCGGCUUUCAACCACUAGUAGAACCUAUAAUUCGCAAUUCGCAUUAGAUAAAUAUUGUACUUCUCGCAAGUGUAAGCAAUAAUUUUAACUGUUGUGAAUUGAUUCAUUAUGUUACAUGUUGAUGAGUACCAAUCAACAUCAUCUGAUAGUUCUCCUCCACCUUUCGAUGCCACGCCGAAAAAAGCAGUAUUUGGCAUAGAUUUAGGCGGAACUCGCACCCGUGUGUCGAUUAUGAGACAAAAGGAAUAUUCUGUAGAAGGCGAUUUGGAACCGAUAGUCAUCAAGGAUAUUCCAUCGGUUGUUUCUUUUCUUAAAGAUGGCAAAUGUCUGGUUGGUUGGGCUGCUGAAAAAAGAACAGUUGCAAGUCCUUUGAAUACAUUCUACACGACGAAACGAUUGAUAGGCAGACGCUACGACGAUCCUGUCGUUCAAGAAACAAGGAAUCGCUGUGGUUUUAAAAUUCACAAAUACACCGACGGACAUACCUGUUUUCUAAGCAGCAAUCGAAAUACAGUUUUCAUUCCAGUUCAAAUAGAAGCUUUAAUUUUACUCAAAGUAAAGGAACUUUGCAUAGGUGAAUCGAAUAGUAUACCUGUGGAAAACGUUGUGCUCACUGUACCGCCGUAUUUCAACGAUAACCAAAUACAAAUUACCAAAGAAGCAGCCUCAAUUGCAGGAUUAAAUGUCUUGGGUGUGAUAAAUACUCCUGUUGCUGCCGUCCUUGCUUACUCUAUAUCCCAUGAAACUUUGCGUGGUAGCAAGACUGUUGUUGUUUACGAUUUUGGCGGCAGUACCUUUCAUGUAACAGUUUUGAAAAUUACCGAAGACGCUACCGAUCCUGAAGUGUUAUCUACUCUGGAAGAUUUAUCUUUAGGCGGAGAUGAUAUUGAUAAAAAGUUGGUCGAUUACUUGGUCACCGAAUUGGAACGUCAAACUGGAAUCAAUCCCAGGCUAUUGGCGACCUUCAUGCAAUGUAUUAAAUUGUCUGCCGAAAACGCUAAAAUAGAUCUGUGUGCUUAUCCCGAAGUCGACGUGAAUUUUUGGGCUAUUCGUACCCCUGGUCAAGAUCCGCGAGUUGAACGAGUAUCCAUUAGGCUGACCAGAAAUCAUUUCGAAGAAAUAGUCGCAGAAUUAAUCAAUAAAACAAUUGGCUUAUGCCAAAAAGCGUUAGAAGAAGCCAAAAUAUCAACGUCAGAUAUCGAUGAAGUUUUAGCAGUCGGUGGUACAUGCAAAAUACCAAGGGUACGAACCACCAUUCAAGAAAUUUUCGGCAGGGAGCCCAUUGGAGGUGCAAGGGACAUCGAUCGUGCCAACUCUGUGGCAGUCGGAGCAGCCAUUCGAGGCCAUGUUUUAAUACCUGAAAUUCCCAACGCACAACAACCACCCGAUCAUCUAAUCAGCGUUCCAAAACCUGUAACGGAGGAUGAAAAAUUCAAUUUUCGAGCAAUGGACGAUGAUCCAGAUAUGGAUGCGAUUUCAAUCAACUACGUACGAUCAAACAUAUUGUCGGUAUACACGGAAGAAGAAGCGGAUUCAAUCGUUUUAAAAAAGUGCACGCCCGCUCCGGGAAAUCCUCCUGAUGAUCCAGAUGUUAAUUUCAUUAUAGCUUACAAGAGUUUAACAAAAAUGAGGAGAAGUAGAGAUGUGCCGCGCCUAAACCAAGAAUUAGAAGAUCAGUUCGAUUUUUUCCGACAAGGCAGAAAUGAAUUUGUGGAAAAAGAAUUGACUCGUAUGUGUGACGAACGGUCACCACGUUCUUGACUCUGCUUCGUGUAAAAAGUUUACUAUAUAUGGGUACUGCGAUGGUUAACAUUUUUUUUUUAAUAUUGAAAAACUUUUUUUAAAUCGGUCUACAUAAUAUUUGUAUUUUAAAUAAUUUUAUUUCGAAUCAACGUUGUUGCUAAGAAGAUUCGAUGUGUUACUUAUGUGUGCUCAAUUUUUAAUAAACACUUCUUUGUGAUUUGAAUCUUAAAAUGUGAAUACAUGCCUAUUAUUCUUACUUCGAUGAUUUGAAUUUGGAAAAUCAACUGCUUCGUGUAAAAAGUUUACUAUAUAUGGGUACUGCGAUGGUUAACAUUUUUUUUUUGAAUAUUGAAAAACUUUUUUUAAAUCGGUCUACAUAAUAUUUGUAUUUUAAAUAAUUUUAUUUCGAAUCAACGUUGUUGCUAAGAAGAUUCGAUGUGUUACUUAUGUGUGCUCAAUUUUUAAUAAACACUUCUUUGUGAUUUGAAUCUUAAAAUGUGAAUACAUGCCUAUUAUUCUUAAUUGUAAAAUGAUGGCAAUGUUUUGAUAAUUUAUUUAACUCGAGAUUCGAGCUUUACCAAUAAUGUACAAAGUGAAUUUUUAUAUCUUAAAUUAUUAUUUUGCUUUUGAUAA